This is a messenger RNA of Angiostrongylus costaricensis, 1506 nucleotides long. The record is from the annotation of a GenBank genome assembly. Lineage: Eukaryota; Metazoa; Nematoda; Chromadorea; Rhabditida; Metastrongylidae.
AUGGAAAGGCUGGUAACGAAACUGAGGCGAGAGAUUAAGGAGCACAUAGGCGACGAAGAAGAAGCAAAACCCAAGAAGUGGGAGACGACCAUCAUGAGCCAGUUAGCAAUUCCCGAGAACAUCAAUGGCGAUAUCACGUUAAGGAUUUACCAGAGUGGAAUGAGAUACCUACUUGAGCAAGUGAUACUGGCGAUUCGUCACGACGUCAUGAGACAUCGUCCUCGCAGUAUACGCACCUCAUACCACGGCAUGGAUAUCAAUGUGGAUUCGAUUGAAAUCGUCGACUUUCUGCCACCGAGACUGGAAGUCGAGCGUCUCAAUGUAUCUCAAAUACGAUUCCAAACUCACGGUGGAGGAAUGCGUUAUCUUGGACUUUAUUCAACGUUCUACAAAACGACUAGGGAGGGUCAAUUUGAAGCCCUUCUAGACAAUCUCCAAGUUCUCACAGACAUCGAAUUGCUUCACAACAACAACCACAUCAAAAUCACCGAGAGAUAUUGUGACGCAAAGUUUCACGAAGUGCUGGUACAAUUCACUCCCACAAUGCCAUCACAAAUCAUCGAGCUUCUAAAGGAACGCCUGCAACAUCGUUUUCACGAAAACCUAUGUCCGGCAAUACCACAUUUCGCAGAGAAAACAGCAAACAUCAUCACAUCGAUAGCCUCCAUUGAGGACUUCAUUGAUCCCAAAGAACGAUUACCUCCUAUGUGUGCGCUUCGAUAUGUAAGCACAUUAUCCCGACUAAAUUCUCGAGGAGCAAAAAUCUCUUUCAAACGAUGCAUUCCAAGGGCAAAGAGACCUACUAAAGACGCCACUGCCAUCGAUCCAGAGGCAAUCGUAGAAAGCGAAAUGGCAUCAUUCUCCAUCAGGGAGGACUAUAUCAAUGAGAUGCUCUAUGAUUUGAAACAAAGCGGAAACAUCGUAUUCCACCUACAUCUCGUCCCAGAUAUCGAGAAAAUGUUGAGCACUCACUGUGAUGACCAAGCUUGUCUAGGUCACUACAUGAAUCUUAACGUCAUUAACGGAACCGGUCAUCUAGAUAGCCACGUAAUUUCUACGCCACGCAUUGAAAUCCAUCAUGAUCACGCCAUUCUACAUCUCUCGCUAAGCACCGUGCUUUCGUUUGAGAGUCGUCGUACUCAACGCCGCAUAUCGUAUCUUCAAUUUGAAACAGUGUUGUGCUUACAACUUACGGAGCUUAAUGUCGAGUUUUCGGAAGAAAAUGGAUACUACCAGUGGAUGGCACGUUAUGAGAUUAUUCAUACAAAGACAUACAACGUACACAGCGAUUCUGAAGAGGUGGCAAGCAUUUCAAGGGAUAUCGAGCAGCAUCUCAACAAACAGCAAAGAUACUUAGAGAAAGAUUUACGGGAGAAAAAUUGGUCUUCAAUCUUAAGAAAAGAAACUGGUGAAGAUGAAGAUAACCGGAAGAUUCUUACAUUCUUUGAAGAGUUGAAAGAAUCGGAAGAUGAGGUCGAAGGGCUUGAAGAAUUGGAGGAUGAGUGA